AUGGACUCGACUUUGGCCGUACGCGGACUCCGCGUCCAGCUUCCUCCCGCCUAUGAAACCCGCGAGCAGGUCAAUCCAUCACUCUUGAUGAGCUGGUGGGCCACGGCCUUUUCAAUAGUCAUUAUUAUCGUCCGUCUAUGUGGUCGCUAUGUGCGCAUGGAGCGCUUCUUCCCGGAGGACAAAGUGAUGACCCUCAGCAUGAUUCCUCUCGUCGGCCGCAUGGUCUUGGUACAUUACGUCUUGGUCUAUGGCACAAACAACGUUCAGACGGCCGGAUUGACGGCGGAGGAAGUCUCGGAAAGAGAGCUUGGGAGUAAGCUCGUACUGGUAGCAAGGAUAUUUUAUGCGAUCUUUAUCUGGACGGCCAAGCUCACUGUCUGCGAAUUCCUGAAACGAGUUACAGGCAUGGUCUCACGUCGAUCCACCGCCAUCUUCCUGCGCUUUGUUCACUUCUUCUUGGCCUCGACUCUGAUGGCGGUCGUGAUUGCAACGCUAGCUGAAUGUCAGCCAUUCAACCACUACUGGCAGGUCAUUCCAAAUCCCGGUCCACCAUGUCGUUGCGGUUAUGCGCAGCUCAUCACAAUGGGUACCUGCGACGUCAUUACCGAUCUUCUCCUAAUCGCCUUCCCCGUCCCAAUCGUCAUCAUGUCCAGGAUGCCCGUCAAACGCAAAAUAGGCCUUGUCAUCCUCUUUUGUCUCUCCCUCCUGCUAGUGGGAAUCACCUGCUACCGAGUACCUUCCGUCAUCGAACGCCGAGGCAAUCAACCCUACCGCUCACUCAUGGCCUCACUCGAGAUCCUCGCUGCAACAGCCGUCUCCAAUGCCCUCGUCAUCGGCUCCUUCGUUCGCGAUCGCGGUGUUAAGAAACUUAAAUACAAGCGCGAGGUGGCCUCUGCAUCUGUUAGCGAAAGUCUUGAUAACAGCUAUGUCCGUCGCAAUACAGUCAUGCAGCAUCAAUGGGGCAGUGACUCGGAUCUCGCCGGUGGGUUGGGUAUAAGACUCGAUCCUAAGCUGCAUCCGAGUGCAUCGUCAUCAGAGCAAUCACACACUAUGCCUAUGCCCGUACCACCCCUACCCUUGCAUGUUGCACGCACCGGCUCUAUCGAUCCAUCAUGGUCUUUCAGCCAACCUCGUCCCUCAGAUGAUGACCAUAUCUCGGCUACUGACAGCCUCGAUAUGGAUAUCAGUCCGCGAGAAUACAUCAAGACUAACCAGUCUCCGCGAGAGAAACCCGCUCUCUCGCAUUCUAACAUCUCCUCGCCACGGGUGUCGUUUUUUGAUGUCGGCGGUCUACUAGAUCAGGACAAAGAGAGUCAACACUCCCGUGCGGGCUUGCGCCCUACCCGAAAUGCAGAAGAUUUAUCUGCAUCCACGAAUCAAUCGGUCCGUCCAUCUCGGGGAGGAAGAGCCUUCCUAGAAGAUCUGGGCGUUUUACCCUCGCGAUCAGCUGGCCGGACAGCUACCCCACGCUUUUUGACACCCCUUCCGACUGCGAAUAACCGACCCCUACAUACCCUCCCGCCUUACCGAGCUGGGCCUGAUGUCUCACUGGAUGUCAACGUCGAGCUGCAGGAUGUUGGUGGACUCUUAUCUAGGCAUUCCCCGCCUAAUCAUUGA
Penicillium pulvis is the source of this 1617-nucleotide messenger RNA. Its product is annotated as putative integral membrane protein Pth11-like. The record is from RefSeq and is a predicted model, not a curated record. Lineage: Eukaryota; Fungi; Ascomycota; Eurotiomycetes; Eurotiales; Aspergillaceae. Bases 1 to 1617 code for a protein of 538 amino acids. The transcript is spliced from 2 exons.